This is a messenger RNA of Anopheles cruzii, 2301 nucleotides long. Its product is annotated as histone-lysine N-methyltransferase, H3 lysine-79 specific-like. The record is from RefSeq and is a predicted model, not a curated record. Gene Ontology annotation, cellular component: nucleus. Gene Ontology annotation, biological process: regulation of transcription by RNA polymerase II. Lineage: Eukaryota; Metazoa; Arthropoda; Insecta; Diptera; Culicidae. The transcript has 6 exons. Gene Ontology annotation, molecular function: protein binding. The coding region runs from base 1 to 2301 and encodes 766 amino acids.
AUGGAUAGGCGCAUUCAUUGGUCGGCCAAGGAGGUCGAAGAAAUGAUCGAGAGCCUGAAAGAACGUGAAAUCCUGUGUCAACCGGAAGGGAAGCAGCAUCGCGCGCCCGAUGCCUUCAAGGUCGUGGCGAACGAUAUGCGUCGGAAGGGUUUGUUUCGUUCGCCGGAACAAAUCCGCGCCAAGCUUCGCAUCUUGCGGAAGGACUACUUCAAGGCGCUCCGGUCCGGCUCGAAGAUUCAGUACCAGGCGUGCGAAUAUUUUACCUCGCUGCACGAUCUUUUCACCGAUGCGCAACGCAAGAUGGAGGACAGAAAGAUUCAACAGCUGCGCCGUCUAAAACAGCUGCAGCAUCAGCAGAUGCUGCUCCAGCUGCACCAGCAACAGCAGCAACUACAGAAACCAGAGCAACCGCAGCAAAAGCAGGAAAAGCAACCGUUGCUGAGCAACAAUAGCAACGCCGCUAUCAGUAACCAUCAACGGGCGCAGCAACAGAACCACCGGACGUCGGCAACUAGGACUAAAGCUAGCAGAAGUAGUAGUGUGUCGCACAGUGUCGAGAGCGAUGUACAACAGCCGGCCACGGUUGUGUCGGUCGCGGUUGGUGCCGUGCCGGUCACGAACGAUCCCUGUAGUACAUUCAAUGGCAGUGUUAGUGUGCAGGGGCCGGCCCCGACGGCUCCACCGGAAUCGCUGCCGGACAAGUACCAUCUCAAGCUGAACGAGUACUUACCAAGUCUAAACACUUCGCUGGCCAAUCUGUGCAAAAACGAACGAUAUGCGGACGUUAUGUUGCUGGUUUGCAAUGACGAGGAGCACAUCUCCAUUCCCGCCCACCGGCUCGUGCUGGGAACGUUCAGUUCGUACUUCGCCACCAUCUUCGAGCGUACCGCGCACAUGGCCCCGCAAAGUAUGAUGUACAUCGUGCUGCCGCCGCUCGUGACACGGUCCGCCGUCCAGAGCCUUCUGCACUACAUGUACUCGGGCGAGGCGAUCGUGCCGACCGACAGUUUGGGCGAUGUGAUGCUCUCCGGUGAGCUGCUGCGCGUUCAUGGCUUCUGCAAGAGCAAACCGCCGGGCAUGUUGUCACAGAAGGCGCCACCGUCUCUGACCUCCGUACCGUUGAUGUCGGUGACGCGAAAUCUGACCCUAAACCAUACGGUGCAGGAGGAAGUUCGGCCGCUGACGAUACCGGUCAUUGCAGCACCCGUCAUCGAGCAAGCGGAACCGGAGGGACCGCAGCAGCAGCAGCAGCAGCAGCUGCCACCGUUGCAACCACCUGUCAUCGAGAGGCCUCCAUCGGUAUUGGAGCGAGAUCGUGAAAGAGAACGCGAACGUGAGCGAGCCCAAGAACAGGAAAGAGAACGUGAAAAGGAGCUUGAAAAAGAACGUGAAAAGGAGCUUGAAAAGGAACGUGAAAAGGAGCGUGAAAAGGAACGUGAAAAAGAACGGCAACGCGAAAGAGAACGGGAGCGCGAACUGGACAGAGAGCGGCAGCGUGAGCGAGAACGCGAGCGACUCCACAACCUGGAGCGAGUUCCGGUGAACGAGCUCGAGGAGCUGGAAAAGUUUGCACCCUGCAGGAUACUGGCCGAUACCGAACUGCUCGAAGUGAACGGAGGAUCAGAAGCGAUGGCGGAGGAUCACGACAGUGACCGCGAUUCACGUUCGCCGACUCCCCAGCCGGUGGUUUUGCGGGAGAAAAAUAAGCCAAAACUAGACAUCAUCGAGAGCUUGUGUAGCAUCGAAACGACAACGUCGGACGAAUCGAUGCUGGAAAUUGUAACAAACGGACCGGAAUCGUCACCGUUCAGUAACCGUGCACAGAACAGCCCGAGAAGUGCGCGAAGCAGCCCCCGGCUGGAGUCUAUCAUCGAGUCGGAUAGCGAGGAUCUGGACUUGCCGAACAGUGGUGACAUUACAUUGCAGCUGGUUCCGCGACCCGGGAACGAUCCGCUGGACGAUCCGCAUCAUGUCAGCACGUCCGUCGAUCACCUGGUGUACUCCCCGCUCAGUUGCCAGCUGUGCAAAGAAACGUUCUCGACACCGACCGACUGGGUGCAGCAUGUUUACGGUCACUGCAACGAUGACGCGUUACGAGCAAAGCGAAGGCGAUUAUCGGUGAACAAUAGCAGGCUCGGCGAUGACUCGGCGCUUCGGUGCGACAUGUGUUCGUCGUAUUUCAGCGAUACCAACGAUUGGCUUGGGCACGUCGUUGUUGCGCACGAGGACUGCAUGAACGAUUGUCUCAUGUCGCUACCGUUCAACACGUUCGAGGGAAAAGUGAACUUUCCUGCGAUUUGA